Strigops habroptila (Kakapo) is the source of this 3713-nucleotide messenger RNA. RefSeq names its product dynamin 2 (gene DNM2). Gene Ontology annotation, cellular component: microtubule; cytoplasm; membrane. NCBI's taxonomy places the organism in Eukaryota, Metazoa, Chordata, Aves, Psittaciformes, Psittacidae. Gene Ontology annotation, molecular function: microtubule binding; GTP binding; GTPase activity. The record is from RefSeq and is a predicted model, not a curated record.
CCGGGCUCCGGCAGGGUGGGGCAAGCUGGUGCAAUGGCAGGGGCGGUGACCAAUGGGAGGAGGGCGUGUGAACGCGUCGGGCUGUCUCGAGUUGCGAUUCGUUACCUUUCCAGAGCUGCAGCCAUCUCCGCCAAUGAGAUGGCAGGAUCCAUAUCGGGCCGGGCGGGAGUCACAGCAGCGCCGCCUCAGCUGACAGCCCCAGCGCGGCCUCCCAUUGGCUGGCAGGGAUGAACGGCGCGGUGCAAGACCAAUGGAACCGUAGAGAAGGAGCUGAUUGACUGCAGAGCCCACCAAUGGCCGCGCCGCGCUGAGGGGAGGGGGCGGGCCCGGCGCCGCGGGGGUGUCGCCAGUGCCGGAUGAGGAGACUCGGAGGGGAAGUUUGGCCGCCGCCGCCGCGGGCCCUGUGAGGAGCCGCCGCCGGGAGCGCGGUGCCCGCUCCUCUCCGCCGCCAUGGGGAACCGGGGCAUGGAGGAGCUGAUCCCGCUGGUGAACAAGCUGCAGGACGCGUUCAGCUCCAUCGGUCAGAGCUGCCACCUCGACCUGCCGCAGAUCGCCGUGGUGGGCGGGCAGAGCGCGGGCAAGAGCUCGGUGCUCGAGAACUUCGUGGGCCGGGAUUUCCUGCCCCGUGGCUCUGGGAUCGUCACCCGGCGGCCCCUCAUCCUGCAGCUCAUCUUCUCCAAGACAGAAUACGCCGAGUUCCUGCACUGCAAAUCCAAGAAGUUCACGGAUUUCGAUGAGGUGCGGCAGGAGAUCGAGGCCGAAACCGACCGGGUGACGGGGACAAACAAGGGCAUCUCCCCCGUCCCCAUCAACCUCCGCGUGUACUCCCCGCACGUGUUGAACCUGACCCUGAUCGACCUCCCGGGGAUCACCAAAGUGCCAGUCGGGGACCAGCCGCAGGACAUCGAGUACCAGAUCAAGGACAUGAUCCUGCAGUUCAUCAGCAGGGAGAGCAGCCUCAUCCUGGCCGUCACGCCGGCCAACAUGGACUUGGCCAACUCGGAUGCGCUCAAGAUGGCAAAGGAGGUGGAUCCUCAAGGCUUGCGGACGAUCGGCGUCAUCACCAAGCUGGACCUCAUGGAUGAAGGCACAGACGCCAGGGACGUGCUGGAGAACAAGCUGCUUCCUCUACGGAGAGGCUACAUCGGCGUGGUGAACCGCAGCCAGAAGGACAUCGAUGGCAAGAAGGACAUCAGGGCCGCGCUGGCGGCCGAGCGCAAGUUCUUCCUUUCCCACCCGGCGUACCGGCACAUGGCCGACCGCAUGGACCCCCACCUCCAGAAGGUCCUCAACCAGCAACUGACCAACCACAUCCGGGAGACGCUGCCGUCGCUGCGCAGCAAGCUCCAGAGCCAGCUCCUGUCCCUGGAGAAGGAGGUGGAGGAGUACAAGAACUUCCGGCCCGAUGAUCCCACACGGAAAACCAAAGCUCUGCUGCAGAUGGUCCAGCAGUUCGGUGUGGACUUCGAGAAGCGGAUCGAGGGCUCCGGGGACCAGGUGGACACGUUGGAGCUCUCCGGUGGCGCCAGGAUCAACCGCAUUUUCCAUGAGAGGUUCCCCUUUGAGCUGGUGAAGAUGGAGUUUGAUGAGAAGGAUUUGAGGCGAGAGAUCAGCUACGCCAUCAAAAACAUCCAUGGAGUGAGGACGGGGCUCUUCACCCCAGACCUGGCCUUCGAGGCCAUCGUGAAGAAGCAAGUGGUGAAGCUGAAGGAGCCGUGUCUCAAGUGCGUCGACCUCGUCAUCCAGGAGCUGAUCAACACAGUGCGGCAGUGCACCAGUAAGCUUGGUUCCUACCCCAGGUUACGGGAGGAGACGGAGCGGAUCGUCACCACACACAUCCGGGAGCGGGAGGGCAAAACCAAGGACCAGAUCCUGCUGCUGAUCGACAUCGAGCUCUCCUACAUCAACACCAACCACGAGGACUUCAUUGGGUUUGCCAACGCGCAGCAGCGGAACACGCAGGCCAACAAGAAAAGAGCCAUCCCCAACCAGGGUGAGAUUCUGGUGAUCCGCAGGGGCUGGCUGACCAUCAACAACAUCAGCAUCAUGAAGGGAGGCUCCAAGGAAUACUGGUUCGUGCUGACGGCAGAGUCCUUGUCCUGGUACAAGGAUGAGGAGGAGAAGGAGAAGAAAUACAUGUUGCCUCUGGAUAACUUGAAAAUCCGGGAUGUGGAGAAGGGAUUCAUGUCCAACAAACACGUCUUCGCCAUCUUCAACACGGAGCAGAGGAACGUGUACAAGGAUCUCCGCCAGAUCGAGCUGGCCUGUGACUCCCAGGAGGACGUGGAUAGCUGGAAAGCCUCCUUCCUCCGCGCCGGAGUUUACCCGGAGAAAGACCAAACGGAGGCGGAGGAUGGUGCUCAGGAGAACACGUUCUCCAUGGAUCCACAACUGGAGCGGCAAGUGGAAACCAUCCGCAACCUCGUCGAUUCCUACGUGGGCAUCAUCAACAAAUCCAUCCGGGACCUCAUGCCAAAGACCAUAAUGCACCUCAUGAUCAACAACACCAAGGACUUCAUCCACUCCGAGCUCUUGGCCUACCUUUACUCCUCGGCCGACCAGAGCAGCCUGAUGGAGGAGUCGGCCGAGCAGGCGCAGCGCCGGGACGAGAUGCUCCGCAUGUACCACGCGCUGAAGGAGGCGCUCAACAUCAUCGGCGACAUCAGCACCAGCACCGUGUCCACCCCGGUGCCGCCGCCCGUGGACGACACGUGGCUGCAGAGCGGCGCCGGCGCGCACAGCCCGCCGCCCCAGCGCCGCCCCUCCAGCAUCCUGCCACCGGGCCGGCCCCCGGCCGUGCGGGGCCCCACUCCGGGGCCGCCGCUCAUCCCUAUCCCUGCGGGAGGCCCUUCCUCUUCCUCUUCUUCUUCAUCUUCCUCCUCCUCCUCGGCGGCGGCGCCCCCCAUCCCAUCCCGGCCCGGGCCCCAGCUCCUCUUUGCUGCCAACAACGACCCGUUCUCGGCGCCGCCGCAGAUCCCGCUGCGCCCGGCACGCAUCCCGCCCGGCAUCCCACCCGGCGUGCCCAGCAGGAGGCCCCCGGCCGCGCCGAACCGACCCACCAUCAUCCGCUCGGCUGAGCCCUCCCUCCUCAAUUAACCCCCCCGCGGGGCCGGGAAUGGGGCUGUGGAGGGGGGGGGACACACACAGGGGAACCCCCCCCCCCUCCAGCCCUAUCUCUAACCCCUUGUUGUCGUGCCCCCCCCCUCCUCGCUCCUGCCGGCAGCUCGGCCGCGGUUCAACCGGCCCCGGCCCCCCCCCCCAUAACCCACCGCGGAUUAGAGAUGAUUUGGGGGGGGUCAACAUUGCACUUUGUCCCCAGUCCCCCCCGCUCCGGCUCUGUGGGGCUGAGCCCAGCCCUGCCCGUCGCUUCCUUCCUCCUUCCCCCCCCCCCCCCCCAAAUUUUGUAUUAAUAUAUUCUCUAUAAAAUCAGUGAUUUUUGGGGGGUUUCUCCCCCUUGGCCCGAGCUGGGAUCCCGCUUUUUUCUAGCUCAUCCCGGCUCCAUCCCACUGGAUUCCCAAAUGGACCCUGUGUGGGGGGGGAGACUGGAGCGGGGAGGGGGGGGCUGGAGGGGCCUGGGUUGGUGUCACCCGGAGCCUCUCCCAGCCGAUGGGGUCGGGAUCAGGAUCGGGAUCAGGAUCGGGAUCAGGAGGAAGGAGCCGGGGGCCGGAGGUUGUAAAUAUUUUUACAGACUUUUAUUAAUUGUAUAAAACCAG